AUGGUAUCAUUGAGAACUCUGGAAGCAGACGAUACAGCUGUAACAAAAGUACCAUCUUCCAUAGUAAAAUUGAAGAACCUGAGAUCUUUAUCUCUAUGUGGUUCGGAACGGUUAACUGGCUCUUUGCCCCAUUCUUACCUGAGAUCAACCGGUUUUUUGCCCCCUUUGUUAGAUGGCUUAAACUCUUUAAGAAAAUUAGCUCUUGCAGACUGCAGUUUAACAGAUGAUGAACUCCCUAAGGAUCUUGGGAGCCUAAGUUCCUUAGAACAUUUAGAUUGUGGACAAAAUUCUUUUUGUAGACUGCCAAGCCUAAGUGGUCUUUCAAAGCUGGAAUAUUUGUGUUUAAAUGACUGCAGAAAACUUCGUGCAAUCCCAGAAUUACCGAAAAAUCUGAAAGUUCUGAGAGGGUUUGGCUGCACAGCAUUGGAAACAAUGCCAGAUUUUUCAGAAAUGUCAAGUAUAAGAGAACUAUAUUUAUCUGAUUCGUACAAACUCACUGAGAUUCCUGGCUUGGAUAAGUCAUUAAACUCCGUGACAAGGAUUCAUAUGGAAGGCUGCACCAAUCUCACCACCAAUUUCACAAAGAAAAUCCUACAGGGAUGGACUUCUUGCGGAUUUGGAGGCAUUUAUCUUGAAGGAAUUUAUGGUAUUCCAAAGUGGUUCAAGUUGGUCGGUAAUGAGUACAAUGUAGUGGAUUUUAAAGUGCCCCAAAUUUUCAGUUGUGAUUUAAAAGGGUUAACAUUGUGUUGCGUUUACUCUUCAGACAACCCAAAACCAAAAGAUGGUCUUGGCAUUAUGGUUAGAAAUGUAACGCAGGGAACUACUUUGCACACCUGGCCAGCAAUUGCCUCGGUAAAAACAGACAGUAAACAUGAAGAUUAUUAUCUUUGGCAGGGACAACUAUCGAACGAUAGGCUCAGUUUGCAAGGUGGGGAUAAAGUCCGGCUUUCUGUAUUUGCUACAGUUGAUUUUGUGAUAGUGAAGAAAGUAGGGGUCAAUCUAGAAUGGGACAAAGUUAUGAAGGAAAAUAUGCAUGAUUCGGAUCCUCAUCUAUAUGAUUUGGACCCAAAUCCUGAUUGGUUGUCGAGAACUCCAGAUGAGGCAGGACCAAGCCAAGGCGAACCAUUAAGAGAAUUAGUUCUUGCAAGCUGCAAUUUAACUGAUAUUGAAUUAUCUAAAAAAUUUGAAACAGCAGGUUCUACAGAUGUUCGCAUGAUUGGUAUUUUGGGGAUGGGCGGCAUUGGAAAAACAACGCUUGCCAAAACCAUUUAUAACAAUUUUGAACGUAUCUUUGAAGGUAGGAGUUUCCUUGCAAACGUGAGGGAAGUAAUUGCACACCAACCCAUUACUGGUCUGGUUGGUUUGCUAGAACAACUUCUAAAUGAUAUCUUGAAAAGCAAGGACCCCAUAAAGGUUGAUUCUGUUGAGGUGGGGAUCGAUAUGAUAAGAGCAAGACUUUUCUGUAAAAGAGCACUUGUCAUAAUUGACGAUGCGGAUGAUCUACAGCAACUAAAAGCAAUAGCUGGAGCUCGUGAUUGGUUUGGUCCUGGAAGUAGAAUUGUUAUAACAACAAGAAAUAAACAUUUGCUAGAGCAAGUUGGAGUGGAUAGCAUAUAUAUGGCUGAAGAAAUGGAUGAAAAAGAAGCUCUAGAGCUUUGGCAUGCCUUCGAAAGUGAUUAUCCUAAUCAAGAAUAUCUUGACCUCGAAAGUGAUUAUCCUAAUCAAGAAUAUCUUGACCUCUCAAAACGUGUAAUUCGUUACUGUCAAGGUUUGCCACUAGCACUUAAAGUUUUAGGGUCUUUUCUGAAGAAAAGAACAACAGCAGAGGGGGAAAGCCAUUUGGAGAAAUUGGAAAGAAGUCCUCCUGAUGGAGAUAUUCAAAAAAUACUCAGAAUAAGCUUUGACAGCCUACCUGAUUAUACAACGAGAGAGAUAUUCCUUGAUAUAUCUUGUUUCUUUAUAGGAAUGGACAAGGACUAUGUCACACAAAUAUUAGAUGGAUGUGGCUUCUCUGCAACGAUAGGAAUCAGUGUCCUCAUUGAACGGUGCCUUGUAACUGUUAGUGAGCAAAAUGAGCUGAUGAUGCAUGAUUUGCUUCGAGACAUGGGAAGAGAGAUCGUUUAUGAAAAUGCACACGGACACCCUAAAAAAUUUAGUAGAUUGUGGAAACGUGAAGACGUAACAGAUGUAUUGAGUGAUGAAUCUGAAACUGAAGAAAUUGAAGGAGUUGCUCUAGAUUUGCAUCGAGAUGUGUUUGUGGUUGUGUUUCGAUAUUUGGAUCCAGAUUUCCCUAUAUUCAGUACACAAGCAUUUACCAACAUGAAAAAACUGAGGUUACUCCGCCUCAGCGACGUAGUGCUCACUGGAAAGUACAAAGAUUUUCCCAAAAAGUUAAUAUGGUUGUGGUGGCAUUAUUUUCCUAGAGAGUCCAUACCAGAUGACUUUCCUGUGCAACCAAAACUAGUUGCUUUAGACCUGCAAUAUAGCCAACUCAAAAUAGUUUGGAAGGAUUGCAAGUUGCAUGAGAAUUUGAAAAUCCUUAAUCUCAGUUAUUCCCUUAAGCUAACAAAAUCACCAGACUUUUCAAAACUCCCAAAUCUCGAGGAAUUGAUAUUGAAAGGUUGUAAGGAGUUGAUUAAGGUUCACUCAUCCAUCGGGGAUCUUGGAAGACUUUCUUUGGUAAAUCUUGAAGGCUGCAUAAGUCUAUGGAAUCUCCCACGGAAUUUCUAUAAAUCCAAGUCUAUUGAAACUCUUAUACUGAAUGCUUGUCAAAGGUUUGGAAAGUUGGCUAAGGGCUUAGGGAACAUGGUAUCAUUGACAAUUUUGGAAGCAGAUAAGACAGCCAUCAGACAAAUUCCAUCUUCCAUAGUAAAAUUGAAGAAGUUGAGAAGUUUAUCUCUAUCUGGCCAUCGGUGGUUAACUGCAUGCAGAAGACUUCGUGCAAUCCCAGAUUUACCAACCAAUUUGUAUGUUCUGAAAGCAAAUGACUGCCCAGAAUUGGAAACACUUCCAGAUUUUUCAAAAAUGUCGAAUAUGAGAGAAUUGUAUCUCCGUGAUUCGUUCAAACUCACUGAGGUUCCAGGCUUGGAUAAGUCAUUAAACUCCAUGACAAGGAUUCAUAUGGAAAGCUGCACCAAUCUGACUGCCGAUUUUAGGAACAACAUCCUACAGGGAUGGACUUCUUCCGGAUAUGGUGGAAUUUAUUUGAAUGGAAUUUAUGAUAUUCCUGAGUGGUUCAAAAUCGUCAAUGAUGUGGACAAUAUCGUCUUCUUUGAAGUUCCUCAAAGAAUCAUGGGUCGUGAUUUAAAAGGGUUGACUAUAUGCUUCGGUUACUCAAGCAGGUCUUAUUCGCAUUAUCCGGAAUAUGUAGAUUCUCAAGAAGGUCUUAUUGGCAUUAUCGUUAGAAAUCUUACCAAACAAACUGCUUUGCGCACCCGGAUAGCAUUUGCCUCGGUAAGACCCAACAGAUACGGUGAACCUGAAGACGAUUAUCUUUGGCAGGGACAAUUGUCAAACGAUAUGCUCCGUUUGGAAGGCGGUGACCACGUAUCGAUUCUUGUAAGGCCUGAUGAUGUUGAUUUUGUGAGAGUGAAGAAGACAGGGGUUCAUCUAGAAUGGGACAAACUCAUGAAGGAAAAUAUGGAUAAUCCGGAUCCAUAUCUGGAGUUUUUUAGGGGAGUUGAUGACGCAUUUUUCAGGGGCAGUGUUAUACAUGAACAAUUAGCAGUGGAAUCAUAUCUGAAUUUUUUUGCGAUUGUUCCCGAUGAUGAAAUGAGUGAUAUAGUUGAAGAAUCAGCAGUGGAAGACGAUCCUUUUGGCCGUGGCGGAUGAUGGAGCAGGACGGAGCCAUGAUGCAUUUGUUCCCACUAAUCAAUCGAGUGUUGUGGAUGAACAAUUAGCUGUGGAGGGGUGUUUCGGGCAUCUUAAAAGUUUUUUAUUUAAUCUUUUCUUCAAUUGUUUUUCCCACCCUCGUUGAUUGUGAUUGGUUGCCAAAGAAUUCCGUUGACGGGACUGAUUUAAGAUUGAAUUUUCCUGUUUUUUUUUGGCCAAAGAAUUUAAUUGCUAAGGAUCGCAACCUUGAAUUGAAUUCUACACAUUG
Molecule: messenger RNA, 4099 nt
Organism: Prunus avium (sweet cherry)
Lineage: Eukaryota; Viridiplantae; Streptophyta; Magnoliopsida; Rosales; Rosaceae
Biological process (GO): defense response
Molecular function (GO): ADP binding
Source: RefSeq, a predicted model, not a curated record